Capsella rubella is the source of this 1370-nucleotide messenger RNA. Its product is annotated as RING-H2 finger protein ATL51. Gene Ontology annotation, biological process: protein ubiquitination. Lineage: Eukaryota; Viridiplantae; Streptophyta; Magnoliopsida; Brassicales; Brassicaceae. Gene Ontology annotation, molecular function: transferase activity. The transcript has a single exon. The record is from RefSeq and is a predicted model, not a curated record. The coding region runs from base 228 to 1319 and encodes 363 amino acids.
AUUAGUACUUUUAUAACCAUCACAAGUUUAUUAAAUUCAUCUCCUUAAUAAUUACUCUAAUUAACUCUAAACAAAAAAGAAAAAAAAAAGAGACACUUACCAGACAAAGCAGACCCCAAAGAAAGAGAAGAGAUUGGUACACAGUAGACUUCACCUCCAUCUUCUUCUUCUUCCUCCUCCUCUCUCUCUCUCUCUCUAUUUCUCCUGGACAGCAACAUAUCUCAUUAAUGGGUUCAACAGGAAACCCUAACCCAUGGGGUACAUACGAUUCAUACAGAGACUGUUCCCAAGGAGUAUGCAGUGUCUACUGCCCUCAAUGGUGUUACGUCAUCUUCCCUCCUCCUCCUUCUUUCUACCUCGACGACGAAGACGACUCCUCUUCCUCUGAUUUCUCACCUCUUCUCAUCGCUCUUAUCGGUAUCCUCGCUAGCGCCUUCAUCCUCGUCAGCUACUACACUCUCAUCUCCAAAUACUGCCGCCGCCGCCGCGAAAACUCCUCCUCCUCCUCCUCCGCCGCAGCUCUUAACCGAGACGACCACGGAAUCUCAUCCGAUUACACCUCCUGGCAAGGGGCUACGAAUCCGAAUCAAGCGGCUGGUGGUGGUGAUGGACUCGAUGAGUCUCUGAUUAAAUCGAUAACGGUUUACAAAUACAGGAAGACGGAUGGGUUCGUCGAAUCUUCAGAUUGCUCUGUUUGUUUGAGCGAGUUCCAAGAGAAUGAGAGCUUGAGACUGUUGCCUAAAUGCAACCACGCCUUCCACGUUCCUUGUAUUGAUACUUGGUUGAAAUCUCACUCUAACUGUCCUCUCUGCCGCACUUUCAUCGCCGGAUUUAACGUCACCCCCGCCGUUGAGAUCGUCGCUUUAACCGAUCAACCGAUCGAUACAGAGAACAACUCGGUUUCGACGGAUGAAGAUUCCGUCGUUGUUGUUAACUUAGAUCUGGAAAAUUCCUCCAGAUCUCGGAAUGAGACUGUUAGUAACGGCGGAUCGACGCCGAAACCGCCGGAUAUGCACGAGUCAAGAGACGGAGAAGAGCAGGUGAAUCGGAGAUCAAACUCAGGCACCGCCGUUGUAUCGAUCGCUGACAUAUUGCGGGAGAUUGAAGACGAGGAAGAAUCAGCGGGUGUAGGAACCUCUCGGCGGAUGGAAGAAGGGGAAGGAGAGAAGACGCCUCCUCCGUCUGGAUCGGUGGCGAAUCAAACAAACGGGAUUUCGAAUUUUCUGGUGCGGAGUUCAAUGGCGGCGAUGAAGAGAUCCGGCAAAUUUGUUCUCUCCACCAGUUUCGAUAGAGCCAAAAAUUACCGUUUACCAAAUUAAAGUUAAAAAAAAUAUAUAUAUAUUAGGGAAUUUGAGUCUCUCUUUUUUAUU